UCUAACAAGACACGUACGCUUGUCACUUACCAUACAAAGAGAGUCCACUUGUGAGGACGUGUAACCUAAACCCCCACCCAUUCUCUUUGCUUUUUUAUUCCCACACAUGAUAAAUCGAACCCCCCGCCCACCCCAUAUUGUAAUCUUCUCUCGACCCAAAAAGCAGGCAACUGAGAAAGAAAGAAAGAAAGAAAGAUAGAUCGUUGUAGUUCAUUGCAUGUGAACAAACACCCACCAGAAUGGAUCGCCAAGACUCACCUGUUUUCGAUCGCUUUACUCCUUCACAACCAUUAGAGUCCAAGAAAAACUAUGAUCAGUCCGAGAAUGGGAGUGAAAAAGACAGCCGUGGUUCUGGUAAUAAUGAAAAGGAAACAAAGAUCAGCUCAUCUUCAAGAAUCCGUCAGUUUGACAGAGAGGAAGCUGCAUUAUUUGCAGGCAUGAGUUCGCGUCCAGAUCAAGAUGAUGAUGGAGAAGAAAAACCUGUAGUAGUACUGUCGUCCGAGGCCAUGCCUGAAGAUAGCGGACGUGAGAGGCUGAAGAGGCAUAGGGUUGAGGUGGCGGGUCGGGUUUGGAUUCCAGAUAUAUGGGGCCAGGAAGAGCUCUUGAAUGACUGGGUAGAUUGUUCUGCGUUUGAUGCUUCGUUAGUCCCCAAAGGAAUCAUGUCGGCUCGUGCGGCCUUGGUUGAAGAAGGAAGAAGAGCAAAUUCUAGCGGAUUAAGAAUAGUAAACAGAGAUAGAAAUAGAAUGGUCUACGCCAGUCAUAACAAAAAGCGCGCUAGGGACGAAGCUAGCUAGCUAGAGCUCAGAUCGAACGUGUAUAUAUAUAUAUAUAUGGAACCAUAAUCAUGAGUACGAAGAGAGAAAAUGCAGAAAAUAAUUCUCCUUUAUAUAGGUUAUGGCAAUCCUAGCUCCGAUCUCAACUCUCGAGUAUUGGACAAAAACCGGCCAUCGUCAUAUAUAUAUAUACCUUACUAGGGUUUGAGCGUGAAUAUAUAUUUAUAUGCAGGUAAAUCCGGCAGAAGAGCUGGUAAAAGAAUUCAACUUGAUGGGUACGUACGUACUGAUAAUGAAUGGAAUUGGUUGAACUGGGUUUGAACUUUGAAUGAUUAUACGAUGUUAAAAACAAGACAAUUCUGCAAAUCCUUCACUUAAAAAAUUAAACUGCGCGCGCGCGCGCACACAUAUAUAUAAAGAUAAUUACGAGAACAUAGAAUUUGCUUGUCAAGAUCAUUAAUUUAUAGAUAAAAUCAUAAGAUACAUAUGAAAUAUAUAAUUUCCUUUUUAAGAUUGAGUAGCUCGAGAAUAAACUCGAAAUUUUUUUGAUUUAUAAGUCAUGGGUUGUUUUUACACAAUAUAAUUCAAUGAUAAGAUCGAACUCAUGAAUUUAUGCUUGAAUGAGAAUUAAAUGAAAAGAUCAGAUAUUGGACCAUCUAGUUCUGCCUGCUCGAUCUCGACUUCUUUACGGCUCUAACUAUGAUUGGGUUUUCUUAAAGACAGAAAAAGAAAAAUUACAUUAAUUAGAACCAAUGAACCAGCAGUACUACUUGGAGAUAUGUAAUAUUAUUAAAUAUUAUUUAGUUCAAACACAUGGUGGUCGAAGUCGAUAGAGGAGAAUAAAAAUUCAGAACCAAAAGUAACUCUAUAAUCCACAAUAUCGUUCAAACGAUCAUCAAAUUCUGCUCGAGUAAUUUACUAAUAAUAUAUAGCUAAAAUUUUCCUCUAUUAAGCACAAAUUAAUCCCCUUAAUUGUUUUGUCCGGCCCCAUGGAUAAACUCCCACCUCCAUACCCAAAUGAACGGAGCUUGAAACUGGCCGGGCCUUAUCCACGUACUGAGGGAUAAAAAUCAAAACCCGAAGGCUUAUUGGCUACAAAAACCAUCUUGAUUUUCCACACACUGAAUAUUUAGUAGUAGCCAUUUCUACAUGAAGCUAUCACCAUAUGUCUAUUGCGCAUCACCAUCACUAGCAGAAGCUAGUAGCCGUUUCCUAAAUUGAAACAGCAAGAAAGAUGUUACCACAGCUAGAUAGAUAGAUAGAUAUAUAGAUGAGGCUUGAAACAUUUUCAUUGUCAACCAAACAAAUAUAACAUUUUAAAGCUCAAUCAUAUACGUUUACCUGUACUUAAUGAAACCAGCUCCCAUAUCUUUAUCACACCAUCAUCACUCACGGAAGCUAAUAGUCGUUUCUCCUGAUAAUUAACAACAUAAUAAAGGAAACCACCAAAGGAAUAAAUAAAUGAGACUUCAAACAUGGCAACAGUAAAUAGACAAGUAGAAUGACUUUUAUGUUCCAAUACAAGGUGACCUGUUAAUAUCAAAUAUCAAGUAAACAUCUGAGUUCGCAAAAAAUUAAAUUAUGUACCACCUACUGAAUUCUAUCAUGUGUGAAGAAGUUAUGAAAUGUGAGUGGGAUUACACUGCAGACUUUUAUCAGUCUCGAGUAACAAAUCUUACCCCAGGGCUCCAUUGCACUGAGUUUAUAUCCAUGUCAUGGGCCUUCUCCUUCUUCAGCAGCAAUUUAUAUGAAGGUCCAUCAGCCUAUCAUAUAAACACAAUGCAGUUGAUCAACUUAUUUGGUUGUUUUUGAACUGCAUAAAAAGAAAAUCCAGGAAUCUAGAAUUUGGAAAGAUCUAAAUGAGCCUUCACAAUUGCAAUAUAUACGAUUGCUGAAAUGAUUUUCUCAGAGACGUGGGAUAUUAACUAUUUUUUUAGAAGCGACUUGGGUUAUCAACUUCACAAAGGUCCACGGGCAAUUCACUCUUAUAAAAUGAAAAACCAAGAGCCCCAUUGCCCAUCAGUGCACAGGACUUCUAAUUUCAACCCAGUAUAUUAAUCCAAAUAAGCUUCUGUGCUGGUAGAUAUCAUGUUCCGAUCAUUUCUCACUAUAAUUUCUACUAUUGCUUUGAAAAAAAAAAAAAAAAAAAAGA
Carya illinoinensis is the source of this 2925-nucleotide messenger RNA. RefSeq lists its product as uncharacterized. The record is from RefSeq and is a predicted model, not a curated record. Bases 240 to 794 code for a protein of 184 amino acids. Gene Ontology annotation, biological process: blue light signaling pathway. The transcript is spliced from 2 exons. Lineage: Eukaryota; Viridiplantae; Streptophyta; Magnoliopsida; Fagales; Juglandaceae.